ACGCACGUGUUCGUCAACAAACAACAUGGCUGAAGGUACCGCUGCUUCUCGCUGGCUGCUCUAGUCUUGUCUCAAUCUCUCCAGGAAUUUAGGGUCUAUUGGUGUGUUAGGCAACCAGUGGUAUUGCAAGGCAUAACCUUGCCCCGGAAGCCACAACCUGUGUUGCAUAAUCACUACAAUUGUCCUAGGAACGUGAAUAGAUUUAUUAAGAAGAAUGGAGGACGUAAAAGGUGAAGAGAAAAAGAAAAAAAUGAAGUCUGUAGGUAAGAUUCAGCAAGAAACUACUUUUUUAAUUGAGCCAUCACCUAUCCCUGCAAAAGCCAUCGAUACUUCAGAGUGGCCUCUUUUAUUAAAGAACUUUGACAAAUUAAAUGUGCGAACCAACCAUUAUACUCCACUGCCUUUUGGCUGCUCACCGCUAAGGCGCAAUAUUACUGAUUAUGUUAAGGCUGGAUUUAUUAACCUUGAUAAGCCUUCAAAUCCCUCCUCACAUGAAGUUGUGGCUUGGAUAAAACGGAUACUACGUUUAGAGAAAACUGGGCACUCUGGAACCUUAGACCCAAAAGUUACAGGAUGUUUAAUUGUUUGCUUGGAAAGAUCGACCCGACUGGUUAAAUCACAGCAGGGUGCUGGUAAAGAAUACGUGUGUAUCUUCCGUCUACAUGAAAAUGUAGAGAGUGAAGCAAGGGUGAGGCUGACAUUGGACAAACUGAAAGGGGCACAGUUCCAGAGACCACCAUUGAUCUCUGCCGUCAAAAGACAGCUUCGUGUUCGAACUGUGUAUGAUAACAAACUUCUUGAAUAUCAUCCAGAACAGAAUAUGGGUAUCUUUUGGGUAAGUUGUGAAGCUGGCACCUACAUCCGUACAAUGUGCGUGCACUUGGGUCUUCAUCUAGGCACUGGAGGACAGAUGCAGGAGCUGCGUAGAGUACGCUCAGGUAUUCAGGGAGAAAAAGACUCGAUGGUAACAAUGCAUGAUAUUAUGGAUGCUCAGUGGCUCUAUGACAAUCACAAAGAUGAAAGUUACCUGCGGCGUGCAAUUAAGCCUUUGGAAGCCAUGCUAAUUGCUCACAAGAGAAUUAUAAUGAAGGAUUCUGCAGUAAAUGCUGUUUGUUAUGGUGCCAAGAUCAUGUUGCCAGGUGUACUACGCUAUGAAAAUGGCAUAGAAAUGGAUGAAGAAAUAGUCGUGUGUACAACUAAAGGGGAAGCCAUAUGCAUAGCAUUGGCAAUGAUGACAACAUCGACUAUGUCAUCGUGUGACCAUGGUGUUGUGGCCAAAAUUAAGAGAGUCAUCAUGGAGAGAGACACGUAUCCUCGUAAAUGGGGUUUAGGUCCCAAGGCCACCAUGAAGAAAACGAUGAUUAAGGAAGGAGCAUUAGAUAAAUAUGGUAAACCAAAUGAGAACACUCCGUCAGAUUGGUUAAAAGGUUAUAUUGACUAUAGUCAAUCCAAAAUUAAAGAGGAACCACUAACCCAUGUUAAAACUGAACCUGAUGUCUCCACAUCUAAAAAGCGCAAGCUCAGUGAAGGAUCAGGGGUACCUGGCACUGAAGAAACUGCAAUGGACACUUCACAUCUAGAAACCUCCCAUAAAAAGAAGAAAAAGAAGAAGAAGAAGACAGAAGAAGAGGAAAGAGAGGUCCAAGUAAAAGAAGAAGUUGUGGAGGAGUUGACAGAAGAGACUGGAGAAAAGAAGAAGAAGAAGAAAAAGAAGGAGAAAAAGGAGAAGAGAGUGAAGGAGGGGGAGGCAGAAGACAAUGCAGAUUGAUUAUCGGCAUCACUAGUAUUUUUAGUUACAACAAAUGGAGAGUGAUACAUGCAAUGUCAAGUUUCUGGUGCUUAAAACUUGUUUGGUACAGAUCUCAUACAUUUAUGGGAAUACUAAUUUUGCUCUUUUUAAACUGUUGGGUUAGGUUGAAUCAUCUGAUUAUUAUCAAAGUCAUUACAACCUAAUUGUGCAAUUAAUCAGUCUUAUAUCUGAGUUAGGUUAGGAAUGGUUCUUCAGUGUCCAUUUCCAACUUGCUCUCACAAUCUUGUGCUCAACCCAUUGAUUGCCUUGAGUCAUGGAAUUUCUCUUAUAGCUAUAUAUAUAUAUAUAUAUAUAUAUAUAUAUAUAUAUAUAUAUAUAUAUAUAUAUAUAUAUAUAUAUAUAUAUAUAUAUAUAUAUAUAUAUAUAUAUAUAUUAAAAUAUAAGGGGGUGGUAGAAGACAAUAUGUGCCAGUGCACGAGAGAGCCAGACAAGGCUUUCCUGGGUGCUGUAUAUCGUCGUCUUUGAGGUUUAAGGGGUCCCUACAAACAACCAAAGGUGGUACCCCUAUAUAUGUAUAUAGGGGUAUCACCACUGGUGCAAUUGUAAGGACCCAUAUCCUCGAAGAAAGAAAUAGUUUUCAAAGACCUUAUUUAUAUAUAUAUAUAUAUAUAUAUAUAUAUAUAUAUAUAUAUAUAUGCAUAUAUAAAAUAUUGGAAAUAUGGGGAUCUUUUUAAAUAUUGAUUAUUAGGUAAUGUAAAAGUUUUUGUAUGAUGGCAUUUUAUUAUAAUGUAUAUGAUAUUUUACAAAUUCAUAGGCAAUGAGUUAAGUAAAAAGACUUUACCAGUUUGUGAUAAAAUUUACUUGUAAAUUCUUAUUGUGUGUGUGUGCAAUAAGGUAGUCUGCUAUACAAUACAAUAAGUAUGCUGUACAGACUACAAUAAGUGUAUUGUAGUCUGCUUUCCUUGAAAAGAGGCUUAUUACAAAAUUCUUUUAAGAAAAUAUGUACUGUGCUCUAAUGGGAAUGGCUCUAUUGGUGAUACCCUUACAGCAAGCAUUUAAGUGACUUAGUGAAAUGUUUGCCAUUAUCACUACUAUUAUCACUACUUUGCCAUUAUCACUACUAUACAUAUGCUCAUGUUUAUGUAUGGUAUGUGUGUUUUCAAUAUAGUUUUAAUUUUUAUAUUUUUGUUUUCCCCCCGUGGAACUUUGCAGACUGAAACUCUGUUAUUGCCAUUCUUAUUUCAUUCAGUUGUUAAUAUACCUGAAGCAGUCACUGCAUUUAUAUUAUGCACAAAUAAAUUGACAAGGUAUAAGAAUCAAUGUGACGAUUAAUUUCUUGAAAAUUUAGGUAAAUUUUGUUCAUUUACAGUAAAUAGAAUUUGUCACAGCUGCAGUUCAAUAUCCUUAACCUUAUACAAAUUUGUGUAAUUAAGAGAUAUAUUAGUAUCUUUUUCUUUUAAUAAAACCACAUUGUAUAGCCUACCUUUAUUUCUUAAUUUGUUACUGGAGAGAGUUAUACAACUUGAAUUUUGGUCUUAUUCAAUUUUAGGUAAUGGUGUGUAUUUCCUUGACCUAGUCAGCAGACUUGUGCACAUUUCUUGAAAACACAUUUUUGACUUUGGUGGUGAGUACAAUUGUGUGCAAAAUUUUAGAGAAAAAUGAUUUGGAACAUCUUAGUAAGUGCCAGACAUGGUUGAAAAGUAUUCCAGGCUUCAUUCUAACUUUAAUGCUAGAAUGGUGUUAGGUUGUGAAUAAUGUCAAGUGUAAUUAUAGUACUCAGUAAAGUUGCUUUGUGAAUAUAUGACCUGGGUUAUCAUCCAGCAAGUGGAAAAUCCAAAUUAAGUUUCACCUGACUGCAUUAGCAUAACUUAUCACGUCUGGAUUGAAGCUGUGUUCAUAGUGGCCUCUACAGUGAUAUGUGUUUGGACCACAUAGUAUUUAAGACUUUUUAAUAAAACUUAAAACUUA
This is a messenger RNA of Procambarus clarkii (red swamp crayfish), 3718 nucleotides long. RefSeq names its product dyskerin pseudouridine synthase 1 Nop60B (gene Nop60B). Gene Ontology annotation, biological process: box H/ACA sno(s)RNA 3'-end processing; mRNA pseudouridine synthesis; rRNA pseudouridine synthesis. NCBI's taxonomy places the organism in Eukaryota, Metazoa, Arthropoda, Malacostraca, Decapoda, Cambaridae. Gene Ontology annotation, molecular function: pseudouridine synthase activity; RNA binding. The record is from RefSeq and is a predicted model, not a curated record. Gene Ontology annotation, cellular component: box H/ACA snoRNP complex.